Molecule: messenger RNA, 1455 nt
Organism: Raphanus sativus (radish)
Lineage: Eukaryota; Viridiplantae; Streptophyta; Magnoliopsida; Brassicales; Brassicaceae
Exons: 2
Coding region: 1-1455 (484 amino acids)
Source: RefSeq, a predicted model, not a curated record
AUGUCGAAUGAGGAAAACAAGAAGAGUAAAUCAAGCUCUCAUCCUGCAAAACGACCCAAGAUGAUUAACAAUAGCCCUGGUCCAAAGAUCUAUACUUCAAGCAUAGCUGACUACAAGUGGAUGGUUCGUUGUCUCACGAGCACCUUUGGACGCUCAUCUGGUGAAACCAGUCUUGGUGUUCCGACACAGCCUCAGACUACCAAUCCUCAGCCUAAUGACGCUUUUAUCCCUCCAGGCUCAUCGGGACAUACCAGUCUUCGUGUUCCUCCGACGCAGCCAAUAAGGCUAAAUGACGCUCCUAUUCCUCCAGGCUCAUCCGGACAAACCCGUCUCCUUCGUCCGAGACAGGCUAAUGUUAGGAAUCCUCGGUCAAUGGGGCUAUAUGACUCUCUGCCUAGUCGGUCCCUUCCGUAUCCAUUCCCACCGGGUUCGGUGUGGCCUCGCACCUCAGCGGCUGGAACAUCCAACGCUCAAGCGUCCUCGCCACGGCCUUCUUUGCCGUCGUCUCCAGUGCCCCCGUCGGUUCCGGAAAUGUUGCCGACGUCACCCGCACCUCAAUGGUCGCCACCAUCGGCACCGUUGGUUUCAGCAAGGUUGCCGGGGUAUCCAACUUCUUCGCCGUCGGCCGCUCCGGUGCUGCCGUCUCCUCCUCAAGAGCAAGGGGAAAGAGAACCUAUGUUCGAUGAUAUUGAAAACUUUCUGAACGAAGACGUUGAUUAUAAUUACGUUGCGUGUUCUUCACUUCCCAGUGUAACAGGAAACAGUAACGGGGAGCAGCAACGGGAGACACCACCGGUUCUGACGAACCAACCGUCGGGAAGUCUAAACUUGCCCGAUCCUCAGAAUGGUUUAACGACGCCACCCUCCUCACAACAUGGCUCCAAUUCUCUGUAUGAGAACGUUGCACCACAGGUUCUGACGAACCAACCGUUGGGAAGUCUAAACUUGCCCGAUCCUCAGAAUGGUUUCACGAUGCCAGCCUCAGAACAUGGCUCUAAUUCUCUGUAUGAGAACGUUGCACCACAGGUUCAUGCAACGUUACCCUCGGGCAUUGCACCACCCGUUCAUGCAACGUUACCAUUUGUGAAUAAUUUAUCAGCUUGGUCCACUUCUCAGAAUGGUUUAGAAUCCAGCAAUGUACCACCAUCUGUUGCACCGUCCGGGCCUGAUCAAUCGAAUGAUCAACAAGGGGGACCAUCUUUAGGUUGGCCUUAUCCUCAGAAUGGUUUACAACAAGGGACUGUUCCGUCGAAUGUACCUUCUGGUAGUUCAUAUAUGUCCAAUUAUUACAGCACUGAAGAAAAGCAGAUUUACCUUGCACAGAUAGGUUUUGGAGCUGUACCGUCAUGGCGUACAGACUGGAACAGUUAUCCAAGAACCCUUCUCCGAUCUACAAACAACCCAUCAUCUUCAUCAACUCCAGCAAAUUUGCCACCCGGUGAUCUUCAAGGGUAG